AGAUGAGAUAAGAGCAUCGGUGAGGGAGAGUUGUUCUUCACACUAAAGUUGAGAGUCCACAGAAAAGAGAGAGAGAGAGAAGAAAAAAAUUGAGUGAUUUCUGAUUUUCACACUAGAUUCAAUCCCCUACUUCUUAGAUCCCCACUGUCAUCAUCUGUCUUUCAGGAGAAAAACAGGAAAAUCCGAUUUAUGGGUUUGUUUUAUAUUUAAGGUUUUAAUGGAAGAAUGAUUUGGAAAAGCAAGCUUAUGGAUCUGGAUUUUUUAUUUUCUCUGCAGAUUUUGCUGAAAGUCAGAUUUUUUCAGAACGAGAUCUAGUUUCUAUCUUCUUCUCGUUUAAACCUUUUCGCUUUCUUUCUGUAGAUUUUAUCGUCUCUGAGGGUAAUUUUGGAUCCCUCAUCUCGGAUCUGCACAGAGGUUGCAUAUUUUAGACCUCUUCGAUCCAUUUUCUUUUCGAUUUUCUUGGGAAACCCUGUUCUUUUGUUUUGAUAUAAGAACACGGGCCAUUUCCGCUUUGUUUUCUGGGUUUUAUAGAUUUGUAAAUUCAUUUGGAAGAAGAGUUUGUGAUGCCAGCUGCUAGGGAUUCACACAGUAGCAGAACGCUUCAACAAUCAGAUCCCUUCGGUGGUGAAUUAAUGGAAGCGCUUGUUCCUUUUUUCAAAAGCCCUUCUGAUUCUUCGCCUUCCGCUCCUGCUUUUCUUCCUCCUGCAUCUUCCUUUUCUUACCUUCCUUCAUCCUCUUCCUUGCGCGGCUCGUACCCGGAAAGCUGUUCGACGUCCCAACCCUUUUCUUACGGUUCGGAUCUCCAGCAACCCGGAUCGUCGACGAUCGGGCUCAAUAACCUGUCUCCUUCCCAGAUCCACCAGAUUCAGUCUCAGAUCCACCACCAUAGCUACAGAUUUGCACUUCCCCACCAUCAAAACUACUCCUUCUCGAACCUUCUCAGCCCUAAGCCGAUCUUGAUGAAGAAUCCUGGCGUCGCCGUCUCGGGAUUCGGGUUCGGAUCGGGUCCUCCUGUCAAACCCACGAAGCUUUACAGAGGUGUUAGGCAGAGACACUGGGGGAAAUGGGUCGCCGAGAUCCGUUUGCCCCGGAAUCGGACCCGUCUCUGGCUCGGGACGUUUGAUACGGCGGAGGAGGCGGCGCUUGCCUAUGAUAAGGCGGCGUACAAGCUGCGCGGCGAUUUUGCCCGGCUUAACUUCCCCAACCUCCGCCAUAACGGAUCUUUUGUCGGCGGCGACGGUUUGGGCGAGUACCAACCCCUUCACUCCUCUGUCGACGCCAAGCUCGAUGCCAUCUGCCAGAGCUUGGCUGAGAACCAGAAACAUGGCCAACCGGAGAAGAAGUCCCGGAAGAAAUCGGCUUCCUCCGCAACACCGGAGCUGACGAAGCAACCGGAGCUCACCGCGUGUCCAGAUCUGCCGGAGGAAGUGAAGAUGGAGGCGAUCGCUUUCGCCGGGUCUUCGCCUGCUGCGGAGGGCGACGCAUCCGCCGGGUCUUCGCCGCUGUCCGAUCUGACGUUCGUCGAUUGCGAGGAUCAAGCUCCGUGGAAUACGAAUUUCGCGUUGGAGAAGUAUCCAUCUUACGAGAUCGAUUGGGCAUCGAUUUUAUCUUAAAUGUCGUGUCAGUCUUGUAAUUUCUGUGAUUCAUUUGGGGUAUUUUAGGAAUUAGGGGCAUCUGUAAUGGAGUUUUUGGUAAUUGCAGAGUGCUCAUUAGUUGGUAAGUGUCAUUAGGGUGUUGUUUAAAAAUGUGAUUAGGGUCAGAGUAAAUAUUAAGUGGGUGUGCUAUUUCUCUGCACCGGUCUUAGCUUGGGGUUUUUUUGUCAUGCUAGACCGGGCGAGUUCUCGUCCUAGUUUUAUUAAUGCAUAUUUUAAUUUUUGUAGCACAAUAAUCGUUUUUCUUUAAUUUUGUUCUUGGUGUUCGAUGGAAAUUAUGAAUAAAAAUCAGUUAGAAACUCUCUUUCGAUAA
This is a messenger RNA of Tarenaya hassleriana, 1965 nucleotides long. RefSeq names its product ethylene-responsive transcription factor RAP2-4. Gene Ontology annotation, biological process: regulation of DNA-templated transcription. The record is from RefSeq and is a predicted model, not a curated record. The transcript has a single exon. The coding region runs from base 564 to 1613 and encodes 349 amino acids. NCBI's taxonomy places the organism in Eukaryota, Viridiplantae, Streptophyta, Magnoliopsida, Brassicales, Cleomaceae. Gene Ontology annotation, molecular function: DNA-binding transcription factor activity; DNA binding.